Messenger RNA from Anarrhichthys ocellatus (wolf-eel), 7699 nucleotides. RefSeq lists its product as uncharacterized. The transcript has 12 exons. Gene Ontology annotation, cellular component: THO complex part of transcription export complex. The record is from RefSeq and is a predicted model, not a curated record. Gene Ontology annotation, biological process: signal transduction; mRNA export from nucleus. Lineage: Eukaryota; Metazoa; Chordata; Actinopteri; Perciformes; Anarhichadidae. The coding region runs from base 4926 to 6434 and encodes 502 amino acids. Gene Ontology annotation, molecular function: protein binding.
UUGUGAACAGCGCAAAGUUAAACAACAUGAUGUGAAGAUCUGUGUUUUUUUAGCCAAUUGUUUGCACACAUGCACAGUGUUUGCGAGAGGAAACAAUACAUCCACAUCUGCUCUGCAAAACGGCUGUUUUCUUUUUUUUUAGAUUUUAGGAAACUUUGAGCGCCUUUUCCGGUUAAACGCAUAGCAUAUGUUUUGUUUUGCUGCACCCAAAGUGACAAGUAAUGUGAAUACUUUAGCCACAAGAGUUCCGGUGAUCAUUAUUGCGCCAAUUACCGCAUAUCGCCUUUACCGAGACACUUGAUAGUCGAUGAUAGGAUCACGUUGCCUUUCAGGCGCUUGAAUGCGCAGCCGCUGCACGCGGUGGAGGAACAUAAAGUGUACCGGGAGUUUGGUUACAACGGAGAGAGGAUGGUGGCAGAGAUGGCGAGCUGCGGAGCGGCUUGUCACCUGGAGGACGGACACAGGCCGACGCCCUCACGCAGGAUUCUGUUCUCAUAUGUUGUGGGAGGAAGAUAGAAACAAGCGAGAGCGGAGAAAGCCUCAGAAGUCAUGCACCCGGUUUGUUCAUUGUCUGUAAACAUUUGAAUGACGAAAAUGCAAACCUUGCUCAGAGGAAGAGAUAUUACCGUGGCAACUAAUGUGCCUCUGUGUUGUUGAGGUGCGACUGACUGUUUGGCAGAGCGAGUUGACCUUGAAGAGGAGAAAACAGUCUUUCCUGGACAGAUGUUUAACAACGAAGCAAACCACUGGGCCUUAUCAGGAUUAACAGACGGCAAAUAAAAGACCACACUUUGGUCAGCGUUAAUAACCCGAAUCUCUUGAUGCAUCAUUUUACUUAUGAUCACCCAGUUCUGUAUUUAUACAACUGAGGGAGUGAAACAGGGACACACACGGGGCAAUAUAUGACCUACUUUUUUACGCCUGCUGGUGGUGAACUCGUUGCUCUUGUCGGGUUGGCUCUCUGUCUUUUCCCCACCGGCGGAUCUCAGGUGUGUUGCGUCUUGUUGAAGCUCAGACUGCGUCAACAGGUUGCACCAGUUCAGAAACACCAUCUGAACCAUUGCACUUGGACUUGGCUCACUGUUUGUUUGAUAUACUACCUUCCUGGAUAGUCGAGCUCAUGUCAAAAAGAUUUCGAGAGCUAAAUAUUCAGGAGGAACUGGUAUUGAUGUCUGCUGUGCAGGGCUGGGUGAUGUGGUUGAAAUUAGUGUUGAAGCGCUUUGAGUGGUCAUAGGACUAGAAAAGCGCUGUACGGGUACAAGUCCAUUUAAUGUCACGUUGUUGAUACGAUUUAUGAAUACAGAUAUGGCAGAUGUUUGCAAAAUUGCAUGCAAUAAAAUGUGUCCAAAGUCUUUACAUGCUUUCACGUGUGCAUAACAAAACUUUCAAUUACCAAUUUUGUUAGUUUUUAAUUACAAUGUGCUUGGAAUUAUUGAACAACCAUAUGAUCCUAUCAUCACAAUAUGACACCACUGGUAUUACACAAAGGAAUACAUUGAAUAUAACCCAUCCAAUCCCCUUGUUGUGUCUGAGUUAUGAAAUAUGAAAAAGUGUCCAAAACAGUUUAGUUUAAUGGCAAAUGAACCCGCCAGUAUCUUUCCAUGCCUGACUUCCUGUGCUAUUUACACUGCCCUUGGGUUUGGGUGGAAAGUUGAAUUCAACAGGAUUGGGUUGGUGUCAGAUGUGUGAAAAAGUGAGAUGCAGGCCAUCUGUACACAUUUCCUGUUUUUCUGCAAUCGACUGCCUGUGUUCCUAUUCGAAAGCAGAAGUGGUGAACUACAAGAGCAUGCAAGGCACUUUCAACCUCUAAACCGCCCCGUACUUGUCAUCACACCUCCCAGACGUCCCUGUCAUGAGUGUAAUUUGAAGUGGUCUGACUGUUAUCUCCUGUGCCCCACAGAGACGGAGAUAUCCCUGCACUUGAAAACAAAGGUAAACAUCGACCCAUUUUCAUUCUUUCCCUCCCUCUCACUCUUCUCUAUCUCACUUCACUUUGUCACAGAGCACACGUAGGGCUUCAUGUUUUGUUUACAGCUAUGUCUGUCCUCUGGCUUCUUUUUAAAAGGCGUGCAUCCCCAACUAUUAUUCGUCACUGCUUUUGUUGUCCUUCUUUUCUUUAACCCUUCCCACCUUUCUCUCGUCUGACAGUUUGGCCUCCCUGAUUUCAAUAUAAUUUGCCUUAAAGGGCCGCAGGACUUAUGCACAGUCAUAUAUGAUCACUUAUGUCCCUAGUUUUGCAUUUGCUAUUUUUAAUACUGCACACCAAUACACAAAAUGUUUUCCUUAUCACUAACGUUUGCCUUUUUUAGCCUGUGAGUUACCAAAUUUAUCAAGUUUUUAUCUCUUCAGGCGUCAAAAAGAAUAUUCAAAUUCAAUUGGAUAAAAUCGACCUGGUAAUAAUAGACUUUUUCUCUCCUGAUACUGUUUAUAAUACCCCAACUCAAUACAUAUUACCGAUCCAAUAUGACUGCUCUAUUUUUAAAACUUGCAUAAUUUUUAUCUAACUUAACACGAGCCAAGAAAUGCAUGUGGUGCUUAGCAUUAUGUCGGUGGCCCUCUGUGUCUUAAUGAAUUUAACUUAAUUGUUUUAAUCACACACACCUUUUUUAUGCCCUUGGUUGUGCUAUUUUAACAUUCUUUUUUAGACCAGCAGAUGGCAGGCAAUACCCAUGAAACUAUCCAAACCUUUGAGGCCGUAAACAAGUGUGUGUGUGUUUGUGUGUUUGGACAUGCAUGUGUAUCUGUGCGGGUGUUUUAUCUCCACCUUGUUUGUCAGUCUGAUGAAGGGAAGCGGCCAUGCCAGAGUGAAGAGGGAUGCCUGCUGGCUCAGAUGAGACAGCAGCGGCAGAGAAAGAGAUUGGCCAUAGGAGGCAUAUGAGGACAAGCAGAGAGAAAUGGAGGCGGGAGAGUGCAGAGAGAGGUGAAGCAGACAGAUCGGGCUUAGCGGAGGAGAGAGAGAUUGAUGAGGGAGGUGUUGUGAGUGGAGCAGUGAUGGCAGAAUCUGCUUGUUAGUCUAAGAUAAAACUCUGUGGGCCAGAGAGGAUGGGCUCCAUCCAUUAGCCAGCCAGGCACUCAGCCAGAUGGCCCGGUCCAUGGACAUUCACUGCUGCUGGGAAGAGAAGAAGCAGCAGCUCCUCUGGACCCAUCUGUAUGAAUGUGCCAGAAUGUUAAUGUAUGGCACUUAUCACUGGCUUCUUCACAGGGUGCCAGCGUUCAGCUGCUAAGGAGUGAUGCAUAUGUAAAAGCAGGGGGUGUAAGUCAGACAUGCUGAGAGGCUUUUUUGACGAGUAAUAUGGAUGAAAAAACAAAGUAAACUGCAAGUAGAGGUCUCUCACUGGGGCCGCGCCUGUUAAAAGAAGAGCCCCAGUGACAAAAUGUAAAACUCUUUACACAUUUCUCACACUUCAGUCUAUCUAUUAUUAUCUCCUUUAUGUAAGGACAGUUUAUAUGUUGUGAGUGUUGAGUUUAGCAACAGGGCAUGUAGCCGCACCCGAGGUUUCCUCUGCGUGAGACGGUAAAGAUGCAGAAUAUAUUUACAAAACAGUUUUACAGUACUAUAUUAGAUCGUAGAAUAUGGCUAGUGGCGUUACAUAUUAUUGGGUGUUGUUUGUUUCUGUUUUUACUGCAGAGUUAUGUUUCCUGUUCAGGUGAAAUUGACACGAGACACUUUACUGCUGAGCAAUGUAAUAACGACAGAAUGAUGAGGAUGUUUAUGAUGCUAGCAAAACUUUAAAAGUGGUGAUGAUGAUAUGGUUAACAAGACAUUUUGAGAAUGAUGUAGUAAUAGUAAUUACCAAUAAGAUGGGAUAUACAAUGACUUUUCAUCACAUUUUGACAUCAUUGCAUCAGCUUUUACAGACCAAACAGCACUAACCUCAAAACAAUUACUAAUCUGUUACAGAUAACCUGACAGAAAGUGACAGCAGCUCAGGUAAGCACAAAUAUCACACCACAACAGUUUAACUCAUUUGUUUUUCCCACAACUCAUACCAAAACAUGUUCAUCUGCAGAAAACCUCAUUUAAUCUGACAUUUAAUUCCUUUUUUUAUAUACAAAGUGUUUUUUUUUCUCUUCACAUUUAACCUUUGCGGCAUGAAUCGAGCAUACAUUGGAAAUUCAGUGCAAAAUUGUCAGCUCAUUGCUAUGUCCUUUACAAAUUGAUUCAUCAAACAGAAAACACCGGGACAUCCGCUGAAGAGAGCUCGGAGGAGGAAGAUGAAGAGGAGGAGGAGGAGGAUUCUGGUGAGAGACACACUUUGAACUACCUUAACGGAAGGUUUUUGUGAAAUUUGCUCAAUCACUUAUAUCACGCUCAUGUCUGUAUGUUAAAUAUGAAACUGCAGCCAGGAGACAGAUAGCUCUGCUCAGGUGGUAGCUUCAUAUUCACCAGACAGACAUUAGAGUGCUGGUCUUCACAUCCAUCUCAGCAAGAAAGUGAAUAAGCGUUAUUUUUCAAAAUGUCAAAUCAUUUUUUAAAUGUAUUUACACAUUUUUUUUGUCCGGGAUGAUGGGAAAAACAUAGUAACAGCUGACAAUAACAUGGUACAAAUGUGUUGGUGUGGGAUUUCAAACCAUGGCUAAUUUGUGACUCCUGUCCCUGGUUAGGCUUCUCUGCUUAAAAAAGAUGUGACAUAAUUAAAUAAAACUUUCAUAUUUACAUCACAUUACAAUCAUUUUACAUCUGUUCCAUAUGUUUAUGUGUGCACGUGAGUUUGCUCCCUAAUUCAUGGCAACAUGCAUGCAUGUAGUCUUUAUGGGUAUGUAUGUGUACCUUGUGCCUUGUGUAUGUGUGCCUGAUCAUAUUCCUUUCAUUUCCCUGUUUCUCAACCUUCUGUCCCGUAUUUUGACUUUCAGCAGAAGGCUGUGCUGAGAAGGAUGGAGGAGAGGAAGGUAAGAACCAACACCGUAUAAUCAAUCCAUGAAAAAUGUUUGUCACCCAAGGAUUUUACAAGAUAAAGAGUGAAUGGGGAUACAUUUUUAUCUCCUUUAUGUUCUGUGCAGAAAAUGAAGCGGCUGAUGCAGAGGAGUCUAAAAAGGGUGCGACACUACAAAAUAUUAAGAUCUCAUUACUAUUAUUUCACCCUCUAGAUUCAGUCUCUGGAUGCAAAGCAGAUUUUUCCAAUGGGAAGGACGUCCUGACAAAUGAGAGGCAGUUCAUAAUAUGCUGUGAAAAAUGCAAAGCCAUCCAGCAGAGCCACGGCAAUGAGCUUGUUACCCCCAGGAGGAUCUCUAAGGGACGAUUACAGGUGCAGCUUGAAGGGGAGGGCACAUACCAGUGUUCAGUCACUGGCCUGGUGUUUGAAGCAUCGGAGCCGGUCCUAGUGCGGUACUCAGUCUUGUCCUGGUCCAAGUUUGGUGGCUUCCUCCGGGACUCCUGGAAAUUUGCUGGACCCAUCUUUAACGUGGACACAGUCAAUAAGGACGCUUCUGUCCUCACGUCCAUUCAGUUCCCUCACUCCAUCUGCCUUGCCGAUCCAGAAAAUGAGAUGACAUUCAGUGUCCUGCACAUAAAGGACAACCGUUCACUCAUCGAGCCGACAGUGGACCACUCGGGUAGCCACGUUAAGUGGAAUGUGACGUCCCUUUCACCCGUGGGUCCCAUCAUUCAGACCAGCCAAUCUGUAGAGCACCACGGCGUGGUCCUGGUCUACAAGCAGCUGUGCAGUGACAACAACAACAACAACUACAGCUUCCACAUCUACCUGGCCACCAACAGCUCAUCUGACAUCAAGGAUAUUGGCAAACAGGUGCGGGGCUACAAGAAUCGCUACAUUCGGAUAGAGAAGCCUCCCACAUGUAAACUGGAUGAGGGGACGUAUCGUCUCCUGUGCGAGCCAGAGGGCGAGAUCAAACCUCAGGAUUUGAAAUUCACCCUUGCUGUGAUCAAGAUGAAAGGCUACUUUGAAGCUUUCUUUGAGCAGCCUCCUCCCUUUAAAUUGUCUCUCAUAGAGAUUAACACUGAGGAGACCGUAUGGUCCGGCACCAUCAGAGAAGGUGACUGUGUGGAUAACACAGAAAAGAAGCCAAGGAAAAGGACAAACAGCAGACAGAGGAGCAGCAGCCCCUCAGAGGAAGAGACGGCCUGUAAAAGGCCUCGGUUUCAGGAAGAGUCAGAUGGAGUGAAAACAGGGAUGACUCUGGACCAGGACAUGUCAGAGAAGCAGCUACUGCAAUUGGCCAAGCGGCUCGGGAAGGAGUGGAAGCAGGUGGCCAUCAUUUUAGACUUGAAUUCCAGCGAGCUUGAUGACAUCCAGGCAGCAGAGAAAGAUGUGACCAUGCAGAAGCUGAAGAUGCUGGUGCUGUGGAAGAGCAGAAGGCUGCCGGGAGAGGCCACGGCGUACCAGCUGGGGAAAUGUUUGAAGGAACUGGAUGACUUGCCAACUGAGGUCCAUCAAACACUGAAAGACAUGGUGAACAAUCGAGCAGCUAAGUGAAAGAGAUUUGACUCAAAUGGACUGUUGAAUUUUUUUUGCUCCAUCAUCAGGAAGAAAAACCUCAGGAAUACAACAAAGCAGACAAAACAUUAGUUCUUCCAAGUUUGUGUUUCUCUUUUGAAUAUUUUCUGGAAAUUUAACUGAUUGAUGGGUUUUUGUAUUGCCGCAUUUCAUGAAGAGGGACACUUUCUUAACUUCGAUGGGCAUAUUUUGUUGAAAAUGUAGUCCUUUGAUUCUGUAAUACAGAAUUGAAAAGCUGCACCUGAAGCUUCCCUUGUAUAGCCAGAAUUUGAUGCUUAGCAUUAGUAGUUUAAAAAAUGACCAAAAGAGGUCGAGGUCAUUGAGGUAUAUAGUAGCUAAUUAUAUAGCCAGAAACAUAAUGUAUAUGUAGGUGAUGCAGUGUUGAUACUGCAAAAAAACCUGGAAAAUCCAAACGGUGUAUCUAAUCGUUUCACUUUUGUUUGUGGGAUUUCAUGUGCAUGUGACUGUCCACAGCGUGACGGACUGAAGUACUUAGCUAUUUUGUGUUUCAUACGUUUUUAUAUUCGUCCUGUACAUAUCUUUUUUUUUACCAACUAUUUCAAACCUGUGAUCUAUUUUUUUAAAGUCGUUUUUUUAUGUUUUAUGUCUGUCUGUGUUUUAUUUGAAAACUCUGAACCUGUACUAAAUGGAGUUGCAAGACGUCCUUAAUUAUGUUUAUUUUAACUUGAAUUAUGAAUCGUUUACUGUGCUGUGACUGGAACACACAUCUUGUUAAGUAUAAAUGUUAAAAAAAAAAUAAUCACAAGCAUUCGGAUGCACAGUUGAAUUGAACUUUUCUACCUGUGUUCUGCAGCCUGGCAACAUUUAUAUAGCUUUACAAGUCAUGUUUUUAAGGCUUAUUUCACAAAAACAAACUAUACUGUCAGCUGCCUGUGGAAACAUUUCAGUUCAUUUUUCUCAGCAUCCCUAAAUUAGUCAAAGCUUUAUUUCUCUUUUGCCUAUUUUCAAAUGACGCUGUUUCCAGACAUCUCAACACUAUUUGGUAAAAGCUGCAGGAAAUGCAUCUGGAUUGUUGAAUAUUUUAGGGUCUUCCAUGCUGAUAUGAUGCAGUAAUGUUUACAUUCAGAGAAUGGGGUUACUUCCUUAGACAACUUACCACCAAAAAUCGAGUCUGUUCUUUUUUGCAGUUGUUUCUAUCAUGUUUGAGUCUCUCCAAAGAAUUGUGGAGUAAUUGUAAAUAUUAAAGCAAAUGUCGACUGAAUAAAUCUUUUUACUUAAUUUAA